Messenger RNA from Elephantulus edwardii (Cape elephant shrew), 435 nucleotides. Its product is annotated as 60S ribosomal protein L32-like. The record is from RefSeq and is a predicted model, not a curated record. The transcript has a single exon. The coding region runs from base 1 to 435 and encodes 144 amino acids. Lineage: Eukaryota; Metazoa; Chordata; Mammalia; Macroscelidea; Macroscelididae. Gene Ontology annotation, biological process: translation. Gene Ontology annotation, molecular function: structural constituent of ribosome. Gene Ontology annotation, cellular component: ribosome; cytosolic large ribosomal subunit.
AUGACUGCAGUCAGACCUCUGGUGAAGCCAAAGAUCGUCAAAAAGAGGACCAAGUCACCAGUCAGACCAUUAUGUCAAAUUAAACGUAACUGGGGCAAGCCCAGAGGCAUUGACAACAGGGUUCAGAGAUUCAAAGGCCAGAUUUUGAUGCCCACCAUUGGUUACGGUAGCAACAAGAAGACAAAACACAUGUUGCCCAGUGGCUUCCACAAAUUCCUAGUCCACAAUGUCAAGGAGCUGGAGGUGCUGCUGAUGGGCAACAAAUCUUACUGUGCUGAGACUGCGCACAACGUUUCCUCAAAGAACCGCAAAGACGUUGUGGAAGGAGCAGCCCAGCUGGCCAUUAGAAUCACCAAUCCCAAUGCCAGACGGCGCAGCGAAGAAAAUGAAUAUAAAGUUUGUUUGCCCAUUUUACUUGUGCUAAAUAGACCAUAA